This is a messenger RNA of Cladophialophora carrionii CBS 160.54, 1830 nucleotides long. RefSeq lists its product as uncharacterized. NCBI's taxonomy places the organism in Eukaryota, Fungi, Ascomycota, Eurotiomycetes, Chaetothyriales, Herpotrichiellaceae. Bases 1 to 1830 code for a protein of 609 amino acids. The transcript has 3 exons. The record is from RefSeq and is a predicted model, not a curated record.
AUGUGCUCGUUAUUGAUUCAGGCUGCCACUUUGUUCCUGACGCUUGCAACGGCCUCUCUUCUCUGCGCUGCUUCUCCUGCCCCUUCCCCAUCCCCAAAGGACAUCACGACCGUUGCUGGUACAACAGGUCCUGAUCACUUAUCAAUCUAUUUCAAUGCACCCUGUCCGGGGUGUUUUGAGGGCCCAGACGAUGGAUUGGAACUCACCCUAGACAUCGACUCCGCCGAAGAGGAGUGUGGUACUACAGCUCCCCGACUGAAUGGCCUCCCUCUCGUCGCCUCGAACUACGGCAACGGUGUUGCCAGUGGGCAGAUCUUCUUACAGUCGACGUCUACCCGUGACUCCAGCGUCAGGAAUGUCCACGCCUCGUGGGAAUCAACAUGCCUCAAAGGCGAAGCUUCGAUGGUAUCCGUCCGGCUCGAGGGAGUUGUCGGUCAAGAUCCUCUCAAUGACACGUCGGGCUUUACCACCUCCUUCAAACAGAAAGGCCAACCUCAAGUGCUCCGCCUCCAAGACAAACCUGUGAAUCGGCUCUCCCAAGAUUUGUGCGAGGAUUGGCUCGCUUCGUCUGGUCACGUACCUUCAAUCACGCCUAUCCUGUCCGAGCCUCAUUCCCCUGUUGACAUACUGCUGCAGGCUGAAUAUGCGCAGCUUGCACAGUUACAGGCCGACAUGGAGCUGCUCCAUGAACAGGUACACUCAACGCUCAGGAACAUCAUGUCGCUAUUGAAGCAGAAGUUCACCGCGUGCUCGAGCAUGCAAUGCGUAUGGAAAACCGCAGUGGGCGAAGUGUCACCUAUCGCAAACCUCCUGGUCGCUCACUUCAAACAUCACAACAAGCUAGUUAGCGGAUGCAGGGAGGGCGACGCUCAGUCACCUUGCUCCACUGUUAUCCAAGACAAGACAUCGGAGGAGCCACUCAUGAUCGAAAGUGAAAGUGUACAUGAUGUUCUUGAUGGAGCCCAUAUCACGCCUGCUGCGUCCACACCUACCACACAGCCUUCCGCUUCUCCGCAACCUACUACUCGGGCUGUUGCUUCUGCCUCACCUACAUAUGUCCAAGCGUUUUCCGCCUCCUCAUUCGCCACUCUUGCCAGUGCCACACCCUCUGCAACCAACCAUCACGGCCUUCCCCACACACGUCCUCACGACGGACAAAUUGCACUACAACGCAAGCUUGGCCUUGCGAUCAUAUCCCUUGUUCUGCUGGUCAUAGUGUCAGGUGUUGUUAUCCGGGCGAUCAUAAAAUUUCGAGAUCCACGGCGACGAGCUGAACGUGCUGCUCGUUGGGAGGAGUGCCGCACAAAGAGGCUCUACCGCAAAGCUGCAUGCAAGCACAAGUGGAAGACAUUUUGGAAAAAUCUGUGUACUCGCAAAGCAGGCCCAGAGGAGUAUGAAGAAAAGAGAGCGACACUUCUUGAGCACGACGGCUCGCCCGAGGACGAUGACGGCGGCCUACAAAAAGAAGUUCGCACGAUGCAGAACGCCACUGAUUUUGUGAGAGAUCUCGUGCAAGCUGAAGAGGGUCGAGCAAGGCACGUUCGAUCAAGUAACUAUUCUCCGGACGGUUUCGAGCCGGCCGUGCUUGGUGGAGACGUGGGGAGCAGCCGGUCUUCUGACAUUGCCCCAUCCUAUAAAACAGACGUGACUCCGCCUCCCCGAUAUGAAGAAGAAUUGGAAGGCGAGAUGAUUGUCGUUGACGGAUUCCGGUACAGAUAUACCCCCAGCAAUACGGAUGACACGCCGGAAAGCAGCAUUGUCGACUGCAGUCCGAGACUAAGUCUCGAGACCGGCAGGUCAACCAUUCUCACCAAGGACACGCGAGAUUGA